AUGGAGAACCAAUUGCGCGUUUGGUUACGCUACUCGUUCGUCUUCGGACUCUAUAUGAGUCCAACGCAGGAAACGCAAUAUAUACACAGACGAGUCACACCCAACAAGCGUCUUGCAUGGCGUGAACGCAAACGAAUACUACAACAAGCACAUUUGAAGACAUUUUAUAUGUAUAUACUAUUAGUUGGGCUCUGUGUAGUCUUUGUGAGAGCACUCGCAUCGCGUAAACCCAUACCUGGCAUUGCCAGCGAGGUAGUGACCACUACGAUCUUUAGUUUACAGGCGCUAUCUAGUCUUAUUGUUGCAGCUGAGGGACUCUGUUGUCAACAACAGCAGGAGACUUUCUUGAGAAUACUGCAAGAGAUUGAAUUCUCACUGAAAUUGCGGUUGAGAGAGGACAUCAAAUUGGAUAUUUUGCCGUCACGUGUGCGUUGGCUCUUGAAAUAUCUGCUUUGGCUAUCGCUCAUCUGCUUUGGCAUGGCGGUGUACAAUUUUAGACAACUGCAGCACUUGGGUUAUUAUUGGUACUCCAUUGGGUAUAGCAUUAUCAUUCGUUUGCGUAUCAUACAGUUGUGUGUUUAUGUGUGUGUGUUGCGAAACUACUUAGAGUGCCUUUGUAUGAAAUUACAGCAGCUUGUAGCAUAUCGUACGGCGCCAAACCAACAGCUCUUGGAUAUUAACUAUGAGAAACUACAAAGUCUCGAAUAUCUUAGGGAUAUUAAGCAUGUCUACGAUUUACUCUAUAAAGCAUUUGAGCAACUUAAUGAAUUUGCUGGCUGGUCUCUCUUUGCCAUAAUAACCUGUUACCUCUUGGAUUAUGGCUGUACGCUCUAUUUUGCAUUGCUCAGCUGGGAGGGGUACUUGGAGAGUUGCAGCUAUUAUGUACCAGGCUUUUGGUGGCUGGUGCCAAUGACCGCUAUCAUCUGGCAUAUUUGUUAUAUGUGUCAUGAUUGCAAACAAUUGGAUCGUUUGUUGGCCACCAACUUACGUCGUAUAAUAAUAAUGAGUUCCUCGCAGCCGAAAUUCUCUUACCGCAUUUUGUUACAACAAUUCGCUACACAAUUAGAGCUGCAGUGCAUCGAGGUGACCGCAAGAAAUUUCUUUGUAUUAGAUUUGGGUUUAUUAAUGUCGAUUUUAGCAUCAGUGAGCUCAUAUAUGGUGAUGUUAAUACAGUUUUUAUAUAUUUAA
Zeugodacus cucurbitae (melon fly) is the source of this 1188-nucleotide messenger RNA. RefSeq names its product putative gustatory receptor 39b. Bases 1 to 1188 code for a protein of 395 amino acids. The transcript is spliced from 3 exons. Lineage: Eukaryota; Metazoa; Arthropoda; Insecta; Diptera; Tephritidae. Gene Ontology annotation, biological process: sensory perception of taste. Gene Ontology annotation, cellular component: dendrite; membrane; axon. The record is from RefSeq and is a predicted model, not a curated record.